Scophthalmus maximus (turbot) is the source of this 4615-nucleotide messenger RNA. RefSeq names its product serine/threonine-protein kinase D3-like. The transcript is spliced from 19 exons. Gene Ontology annotation, molecular function: protein serine/threonine kinase activity; ATP binding. The record is from RefSeq and is a predicted model, not a curated record. NCBI's taxonomy places the organism in Eukaryota, Metazoa, Chordata, Actinopteri, Pleuronectiformes, Scophthalmidae. The coding region runs from base 743 to 3436 and encodes 897 amino acids. Gene Ontology annotation, biological process: protein phosphorylation.
GACCUCUGCGUUGUGACUUGGCCUCGCAGUGAUAAUCAGAUCCGCAUGAAGCUCGCGCCGCUCGUCGGGGGAAGUUUGGAGAGAAGCAGCGGACAAUAGAAGAAAGUCUGUCGGCUGCAUCUGCUCGGUCCACGUCGCUGCUGCAGACCCCCGAGCCACCGAGGACUCCGCCGGGCACCGGGGGGCGGAGGGAGGGCUGGGACCUCGCCGCUGGAUGGGAGAGUAACGCACUUCUUCUUCUUCUUCUUCUUCUUCUUCUUCUUCUCCAUUUCCACCCGCGAUGGAAGCGGAACAGCCGCCCCGCUCUCCGAGGCAGUGCGCGGGGCCCUGAACGCCUCUUUCCGUCCGUGUGGCGGAUACUUCAGGGACACGCUGCUGCUGCUGCGGCUCCACACGAGCGAACAUCUGCAUUAUGAUCCAUGAUCCAGAUGUGGUAAUACAGAGGUGACUGCAGUCAUACGCUGCCGGUGAAAAGAGAAACUCCAGAUCUGCAGCGUUUUCCCACGUUUCAUCCAGCAGGAGGCCCGAGGAUUCACAAGAAAAGGUGUGUUCUCCAUCUUCAGGAUGUCCGACAGCCUCGCAGCUGUCAGUGCUGAGAGAUGUGAAUGGAGGCGAAGGGGGACGAUCGGCUGACGAUCAAACCCGAACAGUCGGACACGUUUCUUUAAUAUUAGUUUGUUCCUGGAUGUCGUUCACCCCCGAGGACUUUCUCCCGCCCGGACCACGUCACAGAUAGCCGCCAAUGUCGGCCGACAGCAGCCCGCCGCCGCCGCCGCCGCCGCCGGCCUCGCCGCGUUCUUUCCCCGCCCUCCUCCCUCAGCACACGGCCCCGCCCACCCCGUCGCCGUCGCCCAGCCCGCCCGCCACCCUCUGCGGCCGGCUGUCCAACGGCAGCCAGAGGGCGCCCAGCCCCACCAGCUCGCGCGGCUCCGUCCAGGGCGUCUGCUUCCUGCUGCAGAUCGGACUCACCAGGGAGACGGUGACGCUGGACGCCGGCGACCACUCGCUCUCCGGCGUCCGGGAGCUCGUCUGCUCCGUCGUGGACCAGAAGUUCCCAGAAUGCGGAUUCUUCGGGAUGUACGACAAGAUCCUGCUCUUCCGUCACGACCUGAACUCGGACAACAUCCUGCAGCGGCUGAGCUCGGCCGACGAGAUCCACGAGGGCGACCUGGUGGAGGUGGUGCUCUCCGCUCUGGCCACGGCUGAGGAUUUCCAGAUCCGCCCUCACGCGCUCUACGUUCACUCCUACAAGGCGCCGGCGUUCUGCGACGACUGCGGCGAGAUGCUGUGGGGCCUCGUCAGACAAGGCCUCAAGUGCGAAGGAUGUGGACUGAACUACCACAAGCGAUGUGCGUUCAAGAUCCCCAACAACUGCAGCGGCGUGAAGAAGAGGCGUCUGUCCAACGUGUCGCUGCCGGGCGCCGUCCUGUCCGUCGCUCGUCCGCCCUCGCUGGAGUUCGUCUCCACGCCACAGGAGGAGCGCCCCCUCCUGGGCGCCGCCAAGCGUAACUCGCUGCUCAGCGGUCGUCCCAUCUGGAUGGAGAAGAUGGUCCUGGGUCGGGUCAAGGUCCCGCACACCUUCUCCGUCCACACGUACACUCGUCCCACCAUCUGCCAGUUCUGCAAGCGCCUGCUGAAGGGCCUGUUCCGCCAGGGGAUGCAGUGCAAAGAUUGUAAAUUUAACUGCCAUAAAAGAUGCGCCGCCAAAAUUCCUCGGGAUUGUCUCGGCGAGGUCGACUUCAACGGAGAACCGACCAGCCCCAGUCUGGACUCCGAGGCCACGAUGGAGGUGGACAACUGCGACGUGAACAGCGACGGCGGUCAGAGCAUGGACGAUCAGGACGAGCCCUCCGCCCCCGACGACAAGCUCUUCUUCAUCGAGGGUCCGGGCACCGACGGCGAGAAGGACGACGAGACGCUGCGAGCCAUCAGCCCGUCCACCAGCAGCAACAUCCCGCUGAUGCGCCUGGUUCAGUCCAUCAAACACACCAAGAGGAAAAGCUCCACGAUGGUGAAGGAGGGUUGGAUGGUUCACUACAGCAGCCGGGACAACCUGAGGAAGAGACAUUACUGGAGGCUGGACAGCAAGAGUCUGACUCUGUUCCAGAACGAAAGCGGAGCCAAGUUUUACAAGGAGAUCCCGCUGUCCGAGAUCCUGCAGGUGGAGCCGGCGCAGGACUCGGGCGUCGGCCUCCUGCCUCAGGGCAGCAACCCGCACUGCUUCCAGGUGACCACGGCCAGCAUGGUGUACUACGUCGGGGAGGACACCGGCGGCGGCCCGCACCACAACCCCGUCCUGGCGGCGUCCGGCGUGGGACGCGACGUGGGCCAGAGCUGGGAGAAGGCGAUCCGUCAGGCGCUGAUGCCCGUCACGCCCCAGUCCAGCGUGGGCACCGGCCACGGGAAGGACCACAAGGAACUUUCCAUCAGCAUAUCAGUGUCCAACUCCCAGAUACAGGAAAAUGUGGAUAUCAGUUCGGUGUAUCAGAUCUUUGCGGACGAGGUCCUCGGCUCCGGACAGUUUGGGAUCGUCUACGGAGGCAAACACAGAAAGACCGGCAGAGACGUCGCCAUCAAAAUCAUCGACAAAAUGCGGUUUCCCACCAAACAGGAGAGUCAGCUGAGGAACGAGGUGGCCAUCCUCCAGAACCUCCAUCAGCCCGGCAUCGUGAACCUGGAGUGCAUGUUCGAGACGCCCGAGCGGGUGUUCGUCGUCAUGGAGAAGCUCCACGGCGACAUGUUGGAGAUGAUCCUGUCCAGCGAGAAGAGCCGACUGCCCGAGCGCCUCACCAAGUUCCUGGUCACACAGAUCCUCGUGGCCCUCCGACAUCUCCACUUCAAGAACGUCGUCCACUGUGACCUGAAGCCAGAGAACGUCCUCCUGGCCUCGGCGGAACCUUUUCCUCAGGUGAAACUCUGCGACUUCGGCUUCGCUCGCAUCAUCGGGGAGAAGUCCUUCCGCCGCUCGGUGGUCGGCACGCCGGCCUACUUGGCGCCGGAGGUUCUUCGCAGCAAAGGCUACAACCGUUCGCUGGACAUGUGGUCGGUCGGCGUCAUCGUCUACGUCAGCCUGAGCGGGACGUUCCCCUUCAACGAGGACGAGGACAUCAACGACCAGAUCCAGAACGCCGCCUUCAUGUACCCGUCCAACCCCUGGAAAGAGAUCUCCGAGCAGGCCACAGACCUGAUCAACAACCUGCUGCAGGUGAAGAUGAGGAAACGCUACAGUGUGGACAAGUCGCUGAGUCACCCCUGGCUGCAGGACUACCAGACCUGGCUGGACCUCCGGGAGUUCGAGACCCGGCGAGCCGAGCGCUACAUCACGCACGAAAGCGACGACGCCCGCUGGGAGGAGCACGCCGACGAGCGAGGCCUGCACUACCCCAAACACUUCAUCAUGUCCCCGAACCUGGACGACAUGGAGGAGGACCCCUAGUGGCCGCGAGACGGGUCGACACUUCCUGCGAUGACGCAGAAGAGGAGGAGGGGGGGUGGAUGCUAUGGAGUCCGUGGCAACUGUCACCAUGGAGACAUUGAGCUGUCGCCAUGGCAGCGUGGGACAGAAUGGGAGGGGGGACAAGUCGCUCAGGUUGCACCACGGGGACACGGUGGUGAGAAAUCAGGUCCAGAGACAUUUUUACCAUUUUCCAAUUAUUUUCUACAAACUUUCACAAACAGAUCCUGAGAACUGAGUUAUAAUUUUUUUCCUCUUCAUUCAUGAAUGACUGUCUUCACUGCUUGAGCCACAGAAGGGCUUACAGACCACAGACUGUUUAUUCAAAAAGCAUAUUUUUACCAUGUCGUUGUUUCAUAUUUAGGUCUCAUAAAGCUGUGACAGACGUUUUACACUUGUAGUUAAAACAACGUCCCGUUUGACAAACUGGAAAAACAGACGAAACCAAAUAUGUCUUGAGGAAUUUGUGACUAAAAUGUUUUGUUGUUGUUUUUUUUGGAAGAUGGCUUUGCACUGCAGGCAAAAAAAAACUGGGAAAUUAACUUUUGGUUUGUUCAUCUGCAAAAGUGUAAAGAGUUUCCUCUAGUUUCCAAACAUCUUUUUAGUUUUGCUUUUUCUUCAUGAGAAAGUCAACAGCUAGCCUAGCGCCCCCAUGAGGCUGAAAUGCACAUUGAAAAAUGGAGACGUCGUCUUCCCACACAAUUUUUUGAAUUUAGUCCUGAAGGUGGCGUCAGAAGAAAAGUUGAGUUGUUACCUACGUAAACUGUACGGUGGCCUUUGCAGCACAUCUCUCACAAACCUGCCUCAUCUGAAAAUCAAAAAAGAAUUACAAAUCCCGGGAAAAGAGUAACGAGAUGUUCGCUCUGCUCAGGUUGAGCUUAUUCUUCAAACAUUAUGACUUUUUGCAGAAAACAAACCCAGAGUUUAUUUUCAGAGUUGUUCUUUAUUAAAACCUUUGGAUGAAGACGAGCUGAGAAUCGAGCUGCUACCUCGUCUCCGUCUUUGUCUGUUCGAGCUUCGUCGAUCCAGAUCCGACUUCAGUCUGAGAAUUUAUGUCACGUUUUAUAUAUUUUUGCAAGAAACUUGCUGCGUAAUGUGGAUGAUUAUGAUGGAGAGAAAAAAAUGAUUAAAGAUGAAACUUUAAAACAAAAAAUGAUUUUA